This is a messenger RNA of Lecanosticta acicola, 1737 nucleotides long. NCBI's taxonomy places the organism in Eukaryota, Fungi, Ascomycota, Dothideomycetes, Mycosphaerellales, Mycosphaerellaceae. The record is from the annotation of a GenBank genome assembly.
AUGAAGUGCAAUCCCCUGCUCGCCGGCGUUUUCGCCUUGCAGGCAACCGCCUUCCCCUUCGUCUUGAUGGAAAGAGCUGUCGAAGGGAUGAAAGAGGCCGCAAAUCAACAUGAAGAACGCCAGAUCGGCGGUCUUGUCCCGGCGAACAACCCAGCCUCUGCUGCUGCCGUACAGUUCAGCAAAAGCCGUUCAAACUGUGGUAUCGUACCAUGUACCGGAUUCGACCCAUCCCCUGCGACCGCCUGCCCUCUUGGUGUGUGCAGCCCUGGACAACUCGUCUCAACCACCGGCGACCAUGCGUAUGCCAGCCCGUUGCCGAACGAAAUCCGUGGUCCCUGCCCGGGCCUCAAUGCAGCGGUUCGUAUCUCUCACCCCAUCAGUAUCCACGACCUUCGGUACUGACCGAAGCGCAGGCCAACCAUGCAUAUAUCCCACGUAGCGGGGUCCUUUCCAUUACUCAGACGAUCGAAGGCCUUGCUUGGGCCUACAAUUUUGGCCCCGACUUCAGCGCGUAAGUUCAAUGUGCCUAGCGGACGCGGCAUGCAACUGACGCGCUCCAGGUUCUUGGCCGCCUACGCUGUCCUCACCGACGGUGAUCCAAUCGCCGGAACUUGGUCCAUUGGCGGUCCAUACCAAAGAGCUAGUAUCUUGGAAGGCACGCCGCAAGGAAUCAGUUACUCGCACAACAUCUAUGAAGCAGACGUUUCCAUCGGCCGUGCUGAUGCAUACAUUUCUUCCAAAUAUGGUCUGGCGCCGGGCGAUGCUCACAGCUUGGUGAUCUCGAGGUUUCAGUCAGCCUAUGAUGCCACCAACCUCAAAGUCAAUGGUGUCGGACCAGCUGACCGAUACACUCUGGACGCCUUUGCCCAGAACUUUGGCUCAAAGCUCAACGAGUCCAUUGCUACUAACCCAUAUUUCUUCUCGGCUCCUUUCGCCGGAUUGGUUGCACCAGCAGCGUGAGUAUCCGCGGUGAUUGUGAAAAUCUUUGAACGCUUGCUGACUUGAGGUCACCGACAGGUACAACUUCGUCAUCAAUUUCGUAAGUUUAUUCUCGUUGCGAGUGGUCACCACGGCAAGAUCUCAGCUAACCUACUCAGAUGAGCAACCGAACUGCUACUGAGAAUUCAGGCUACCUUGAUGGCGCCAUGUUCAAGGUGAGAGCUUGCACACUGCGUUUUGGACUCGUCAAUGGCUGAUUUUGAAUUCAAGAAAUUCUUCGCCGUCUCGGGCAACUCGGGCAACUUCAAAUGGAACCGUGGCCAAGAGCGUAUCCCCGACAACUGGUACAAGCGCACAUCAACGAACCAGUACGACGCCGCCGAGGGUGUCGCCGACGUGGUUGCACAAUAUCUCGCGUACCCGUACGAAGCGAAGUUUGGAGGAAAUACCGGUCGUGUAGUACGUUCAGACUCUGCUGGGAGGCGCGCGCAAAUUGCUGACGAAACAAUGCAGAACACCUUUACCGGCCUCGACCUGGGCAACACGUUCACAAGCGGCAAUCCCGGAAACCUGCUUGAAGGGAACAACCUGCAGUGCUUCUUCUUCAAUGCCGCUCAGGCUGGAAUUCCAGAUUUCGCCGGCGACGUUCUCAACGCGGCCAACGCGAUUGUUGCCAAGUACAUCUCGUCCGUACCGGCUUUCGCGGGAUGCCCUCAGCUGGGCAGUUUCAACCAGGGUGUCUUCAGCAAGUACCCAGGAGCAAAGUAUCAGCCCAACGGACCAGCUCAGAACUACUAG